Molecule: messenger RNA, 1830 nt
Organism: Colletotrichum spaethianum
Lineage: Eukaryota; Fungi; Ascomycota; Sordariomycetes; Glomerellales; Glomerellaceae
Product: kinesin-like protein KIF22
Exons: 1
Coding region: 1-1830 (609 amino acids)
Biological process (GO): microtubule-based movement
Cellular component (GO): kinesin complex; microtubule
Molecular function (GO): ATP binding; ATP hydrolysis activity; microtubule motor activity
Source: RefSeq, a predicted model, not a curated record
AUGCGGGGUGGCCUGAAACUGGCGGACCGAGGCGUGAUUCCGCGACUCCUGAGCAGCGUAUACCGACGCGGUAAGAAGAUUGCCAAGGACACGGGUGGCAAGACGACCGUAGAUGUUGCCCUAUCGUACUACGAGAUCUAUAACGACAAGGUAUUCGACCUAUUUGAGCCGCCAGAGAAGCGCCAGCCUGCGGGCCUCCCUCUCCGCGAGAAGGACGGCAAGACUAUGGUGGUGGGCCUAUCAGAGCGCGCCUGUGAGGACCUCCAAGACUUCUCGCGUCUCUACAUCGAGGCGAACAACAACCGUGUGACGGCCGCGACAAAGCUCAACGCUCACAGCAGUCGAAGCCACGCGAUCAUGAGGGUCAAGGUGACCCAAACGACAGGUGACCAGAUUCGAGAGAGCACUGCGUCAGCCAUAGACUUGGCUGGCUCUGAAGACAAUCGCCGUACCGAUAACGGAAAGGAGAGACUGGUCGAGUCGGCUGCCAUCAACAAGAGUCUUUUUGUGCUGUCACAGUGUAUCGACGCCAUCUCUCGGGGAGACAAGCGGAUCCCCUACCGCGAGUCCAAAAUGACGCGUAUCCUCAGCCUCGGUCAGAACAACGGUAUCACAAUCAUGAUCUUGAACCUGGCGCCCAUUCGCAGCUACCACCUUGACACUCUGAGCAGCUUGAAUGUCAGCUCCCGGGCCAAGCGCAUCGAGGUUCGCGAGAUCGAGAACGAAGUCGUCUUCAAGCAGGUCCCGCGUACGAACUCGGGCAAUUCUACGACCACGCAGCGGCAGCCCCUGCGUCCUCUGGCAAACGCCCACAACAUCCACAGUGGUGCCAUUGCAGCGAAAGCAAACGAAAAGGCCGAUGCCACCCGUCCGGUCAAGCUAUUCAACGUUUACACCGAUCGUAGCAAGCCGUCAGCUCCCGCUCGCCCGGCUGCCAACACCACUCAGCUGCGAAAGCCACUUGCCGACCGUGAAUCGGCGCUCAAGCUCUCUAAGGUUGCCCGUCCCACUCAACCUGCGCAACAAAAGCUCUCGAUUUCUGCCGAACAACUGGAGGCCAUCGUUGAGAAAAAGGUCAGCGAGAUUCUUGCGUCCAGGGAGAACAAGACGACCGAGCCGGCUCCAGCACCUGCUCACCCCGAUAUCAACGACGCUGUCCAGCGUCGGCUAGAGGCACUUGAACGUCGCAUUGAGAGUGAAGAGCGGGAACGCGAUGAUACUCGGUCGGAGGGGCUUCGUUUCUUGUUGGCGGCUAGGCAGGCGAAGGAGAGUGGCAACGAUGUUGUGGCACUGCAGAUGUACGAGCAAGCUCUGCCAUUCUUCCCAGGCCAGGCGAAGCUACUCAGCAAGAUCGAGAAGCUGCGGUCGAAACUUGGAAAUAAGCUCCCCGCUGAAACAGCCUGGGCCCCCGCAUCAUCCCGUGACAAGCAUGAGAAGAAGCGCAGGAGGAUCGCUGACGAAAGCGACGAUGAGAACCACCAUCAAGCCAAUGCUGAUGAAGAUAUGAGCUUUGUGGACGUCGCUGCGAAGACGAAGAGCCGAAAGGCCAAGCCAACGAAGGCUCACAAGAUGGGUUUCUCCGAUGUGACUGGGCCAGCUUCCCCUCAGACCCGGAAUCUUUUGAACAUUGUCAACUCCCGGGACCUCGCCCAGAUCAAGGGCUUGCACGGAUUUGGGUCCAAGAAGGCCCAAGACCUGGUUGAUUACCUAGGCACGAUGUCAGAGGAAGGUGGCGCCCAGAUCGAAUCAUUGGCGCAACUGAAGACUAUCCCUGGAAUGGGUGGUCGAACGGUUGAACGUGCGUACGACGGGCUCGUCGGUGCUGUUUAG